AUGAUUCGUCGCAGAAUACAAAAACUUGCUUCUCAACCGCCACGUCCCGUCGCAGCGCCGUUAGCCCCGUGCCGAUUUCUGAAUCGCGCACUAAGCUUCACUAGCGCACAUGCUGCGGUGCCUCAGAUCAACGCUAGCCAAGUUGGGCUCGCUGGAGACGGCAGGCAUGUCCGGGCCAUCGCCGCGCAGCUAGAGGCAGAGGGCAUUCUCAAGAUCAAUCUCGGCUUCCAAGACCCAAGUAGCAGGUAUCUCGAGCACAUGCUGGCCAGUCUACACAAAUUUCACAACCACCGGCUUCCCAUCUCGCACAGCGCAACCCGCGGCUGGUUCUGGGAUGUGCGGCCGGCAAAGACGGACUUCCAAGGCAGCCAGCAAGCGCGGUCCGAGACAAUGGAGGAUUUUCCGUGGCAUACAGACUGCAGUUACGAAGACCCGCCGCCGCGAUACUUUGCGCUGCACGUUCUUGCGGCGGACCGCUUUGGUGGCGGCACAUUGUCCGUGGUGCCCGUGCAUCGUGUCGUUGAAAGUCUCGACGAUGCUACAAUUGCGCAGUUGAUGCGGCCCGAAUACCGCAUACGCAUCCCGGUGGAGUUUCUCAAGAACGCCGAGUGCCGGCACAUUGACAAGCCGCUGCUACUGCGGUCCGCAACAAAAGCCAGCGCGGUGAUGAUGAGAUUCCGAGCAGAUAUUGUGACGCCACUCAACGCCACGGCUGCACGGGCCUUGGAGGACCUGCAGAAGCAGCUGAAAUACAAGGCUGCAGAUGCUGCUAUCCACUUGACAGCGGACAGGCUACCAUCUAACAGUAUUAUUUUGAUUGAUAACCGCAGGUGGCUACAUGCGCGUAGCGCCGUGACGGACCCGUGCCGCCAUCUGCGCCGUGUGCGCUGGGAUGCGACUCCGGUUUGGUGA
Messenger RNA from [Torrubiella] hemipterigena, 912 nucleotides. NCBI's taxonomy places the organism in Eukaryota, Fungi, Ascomycota, Sordariomycetes, Hypocreales, Clavicipitaceae. The record is from the annotation of a GenBank genome assembly.